GGGGCAAACCAAUGAAAAACGGGAUGAUAGAAUGCAGUGUCUGCCAUUCGAAGCUGGUUUCCCCAACUACCAGAGGUGUGUCUAGGGCUUAUGACCGCCACAAAAGCAGGGUAUCAUCAAAGCAACGUGCCCUUAAUGUGUUCUUGGUUGUUGGUGACUGUGUUCUUGUUGGUUUCCAACCUAUUUUGGUUUAUAUGUCCAAGGUGGAUGGGCGCUUCAUGUUUAGCCCCAUUAGUGUUAACUUUUUGACAGAGGCUGCAAAGGUUCUAUUUGCAGUUGUUAUGCUUUUUUUCCAGGCUAGAAAUCAGAAAGUUGGCGAAAAGCCCCUUCUGUCAAUUUCCACAUUCAUGCAGGCAGCUCGGAACAAUGUUCUUCUUGCUGUUCCAGCACUCCUGUAUGCCAUCAAUAACUAUCUGAAGUUCAUUAUGCAGCUUUAUUUCAAUCCUGCAACUGUGAAGAUGCUGAGCAACCUGAAGGUUUUGGUAAUUGCUGUUUUGCUGAAGUUUAUAAUGAGACGUAGAUUUUCUGUGAUACAGUGGGAAGCUCUUGCUCUGUUGCUCAUUGGAAUUAGUGUAAAUCAGCUGCGUUCUUUACCUGAGGGUACUACAGCAUUGGGCCUUCCUGUUUCAACGGGUGCUUACAUCUACACAUUGAUUUUUGUAACUGUUCCAUCUUUGGCCUCCGUCUACAAUGAGUAUGCUUUGAAGAGUCAGUAUGAGACAAGCAUCUAUCUUCAGAACUUAUUUUUAUAUGGAUAUGGUGCUAUAUUUAACUUCGCGGCAAUACUGGGAACAGCUGUUAUUAAAGGUCCUAGUAGCUUUGAUAUCUUACAAGGACAUUCGAAAGCUACUAUGCUUCUUAUAUUUAACAAUGCAGCCCAGGGAAUUUUAUCCUCUUUUUUCUUCAAAUAUGCAGAUACAAUUUUGAAGAAGUAUUCUUCAACUGUUGCUACAAUCUUUACCGGCAUAGCAUCUGCUGCACUAUUUGGCCAUACUUUGACCAUGAACUUCAUCCUAGGAAUUUCUAUUGUGUUCAUCUCAAUGCACCAGUUCUUUUCACCUCUUUCCAAAGUCAAAGAUGAACAACAGAAUGGGAAGCUGGAACUGGUAGAUUAUCAGGACAACCACAGGUCCAAAGAAUCUUUCAUAAAUAUGGCAGCAGGAGCAAAUGAAGAGGCUAGUCAUUGUGUUGGAUCUGAUGAGAGACAACCACUUCUUCCCACCUAAAGUUUCUUGGAGAGUGGCAGGGAAUUUGUUAGAAGGAAUUCUUUGGGCAGGAGAUGUUGGAUAGUGGCAGAGAAGAGAUUAAAGAUAAAGAAAGCAGUUUCCGGAAGAUUUAAUGGGAAUAAAACCUUAAAAAUGAGGUUAUUUGUUACUAUAAUUUUCUUGGGUCAGCCAUCCAGAAGCCGAUGGUGGAUGGUAGAUAGAGAAGAGCGGUGCGAUUGGGUUGGUUGGUGCUGGAUCCCACCAAAAUACAAACAUCAUGUGUUUGUUGCUAUUUGUAUUCUUUAUUACCUUAGACCAGGUAUAGAGAACAAAUAUUUUUUUUGGCCAAAUCGUAAUAUAUAUAUAUAUAUUUUUAUUUUCUAA
Theobroma umbraticum is the source of this 1589-nucleotide messenger RNA. Its product is annotated as Nucleotide-sugar transporter family protein. The record is from RefSeq and is a predicted model, not a curated record. Gene Ontology annotation, cellular component: Golgi membrane. NCBI's taxonomy places the organism in Eukaryota, Viridiplantae, Streptophyta, Magnoliopsida, Malvales, Malvaceae. Gene Ontology annotation, molecular function: pyrimidine nucleotide-sugar transmembrane transporter activity. Gene Ontology annotation, biological process: pyrimidine nucleotide-sugar transmembrane transport.